AUGGAUGCGUCACUUGAUAGUGCGCGUCCAGAGCCCCAAGCAUGGUGUCGUUUGGGAGCGGAAUGCCCGUUCAUCCAUGUCAGUCCUAUCAGUGGCCAGAGCCAGACAAGCGCCGCUGACCAGCCGUCAGAAUCCCUGUCAGCAGUGGACAAAAGUACAGAUUCCGAUGGUGGCGUGGCUCUUGAUAUGCAGAAACUGAAAGUCAGCGAACAACAGCCGACACAGAAAUCUGCUUCACAUGCCGCACAGUCCUCAAAAUCAGUCUCAAGACCAACCUCUAGACCAAUAUCCAAGUUAGAGCAAAAAGACCCGAGAGAGUUCCAAAUCAACCAGCUGAGACGUCGGUUCAGCCCGUCAGAAAUUACGGAUGACAGUGAAACCGCUCUCACUUUUGGACUGCCUCCCUCGGAUCCAGACUUCCCAUUUGAAUUGGACGCAUUGCAAUGCGUGCUUCGCGUGCCCCUGUCAUAUCCCAUCAAAGGACGCCCUUCACUGACUGUGACCAACCUUGAGAUGGAACAUGUGUAUCAGGCAAAUGUGGCGCGGGGGUUUGAUGAUAUCGUUGAUUUUACUUUGCGCACCAAUGGCCAGGGAAAUUUGCUCAGUUGGUUGAAUAGUCUUGACAAGCAGCUAGAGAAGCUUCUUACGACGCUAGAACGGGGCCCUAAACUCACGUUUGUCGCUAAUUCUGGAGGCAACGUGAUGGGCAAGGAGCCAGAACGGAACAGAAAUGAAAAGCAGAUUCAGUCUCAGUCCGCUACUGUUCCAAAUACUGCCGUGUCAAAACCAGCUCCGAAGAAGCUAUCCCAACACUCCUUCAUCAUUCCAAUCCAGUCUAAUAAACCAGAUCGUAUUCCUAGAUCGCUUCAAACCGUGAAAACGGUGAAGCUUCUAAUUCCUCCACUCUAUCCACUGGAGCACAGCUCAAUCCAGAUUCAAGGUAACGACAGCCCAGAAGCAAGAUCCGCGGAGACUGGAUUUACACAAUGGGUGCAAAAGAACGCACAGUUGAACUUGGUCUCUCAGAUCAAUUACUUGGCGAGCAACAUCCACAAUUUCGCCAAAACACUUCUUCCGGAGAUUGCCGAAUAUUCGCAGCAUGAACACGUUCCAUCAAAGACAGAAACGUCCGCGAUUGAACCAGAGCAGCAGGAAACGGACUCGAAUGUCACUAUGGAAGAUCGGCCACAUGUGCAGGUGAUUCCCCGCCCGCCAGAGUGGUCUAUGACUGAGCGCGAAAGCGACAGCGAGAUCACAGAGGAAUCAAGCUAUGACGAAGAGUCCAAUAACGAGGGCGACGAUGAAAAUCUCGAAGGUGGUGUCCCUCUGCCAGCGAUUAUCGAUUCUCCCGGACGAGGUGUUGCCCUUUCAUUCCCUUUCUUAGAGCUUUAUGGGAUAGAAUUGCUAGAACUUACUCACAUUUCAAUCACGGUAAAGUGUGAUAGAUGCAAGGAGACGAUGGAUAUCAAAAACGUCCCACAAAUAGCAGAUCCAAAGAUCUCGCCCAAAACCGAAUCAUGCAGGAAAUGCGCUAAAAACAUGACUCUUGGCUUCCGAAGACAAUUAAUGCAUUCUCAUGCUAAUCGUGCUGGGUAUCUGGACCUAGACGGCUGUACAAUCGUGGAUCUUCUUCCGAGCAACUUUAUUCCAACAUGCUCAGAGUGUUCAACUGCGUACCAUGCCCCGGGAGUAUGCGCUGUUCGUGGAGAAAGCGCCAUGGCUAUUUGUCGUCAUUGUCACCGAAAAAUGGUUCUCAAGAUUCCUGAGGUGAAAUUCCUGGCCGUGGGAAGUGCAGGAAUCUCUUCUCGCGCGGGUCUUGCCUUGAAGAAGAAGCCCAAGGAAGCCCUUGGUAUUGUCGCUGGUCAAGAACUUCCUCGUCGAGGUCGCUGCCAGCAUUAUAGCAAAAGUUACCGCUGGUUUCGAUUCAGCUGUUGCUCGAAGGUGUUUCCGUGUGACAGAUGCCACGAUGCGGAAUCUGAUCACCCGAAUGAACACGCAAACCGCAUAAUCUGUGGGUUCUGCUCUCGAGAACAAAUCUACAGACCGGAGAACUGCGGAAUCUGUAAGGCUGUUCUAAUCGGUAAGAAAGGAAGUGGGUUCUGGGAGGGUGGAAAGGGAACUCGGAAUAAGGCUCUGAUGAGUCGAAAAGAUCCUCGCAAAUUCAAACGAGUCGGAGGGAGUGUGGUUGGUAGUUCUACCUCCAAAAGAAAGUAA
This is a messenger RNA of Penicillium taxi, 2214 nucleotides long. RefSeq names its product CHY zinc finger protein. Bases 1 to 2214 code for a protein of 737 amino acids. The transcript has 12 exons. The record is from RefSeq and is a predicted model, not a curated record. Gene Ontology annotation, molecular function: zinc ion binding. Lineage: Eukaryota; Fungi; Ascomycota; Eurotiomycetes; Eurotiales; Aspergillaceae.